Messenger RNA from Talaromyces stipitatus ATCC 10500, 1281 nucleotides. Its product is annotated as meiotic recombination protein (Dmc1), putative. NCBI's taxonomy places the organism in Eukaryota, Fungi, Ascomycota, Eurotiomycetes, Eurotiales, Trichocomaceae. Bases 68 to 1081 code for a protein of 337 amino acids. Gene Ontology annotation, biological process: chromosome organization involved in meiotic cell cycle; DNA strand invasion; DNA recombinase assembly. The transcript is spliced from 9 exons. The record is from RefSeq and is a predicted model, not a curated record. Gene Ontology annotation, cellular component: condensed nuclear chromosome; nucleus. Gene Ontology annotation, molecular function: DNA strand exchange activity; ATP binding; ATP hydrolysis activity.
AUUCUCAAAUCAUCAAAGCACACCAUCUUUUCAUCUUAUCCCAAUACCAAGCAGAGACAUCAUCAUCAUGCCUGCCUCUGAACCCAGCGACGACUCCGAUCUCGAUGACUUCAUCAUUGACAUUGACAACCUCGAAGCUCAUGGCAUCGGAGUGGCUGAUAUCACAAAAUUGAAAGCCAAUGGCUAUUUCACUAUUGCUGCUGUUCAUGGUGCGACUCGUAGGACUCUGCUCAAGAUCAAAGGAUUCAGCGAAAUCAAGGUUGAGAAGAUCAAGGAGGCUAUUCAGAAAUGUUUGCCAACUGCAAAUGGAUUCAUCACUGCCAUGGAGCUCUGCCAUCAGCGAAAGAAAGUAUUCAAGAUCUCAACUGGUAGUAAGCAAUUUGAUGCUAUCCUGGGAGGUGGCUUCUCAAGCAUGAGCAUCAGCGAAGUAUACGGUGAAUUCCGUUGCGGCAAAACCCAACUCUCUCAUACCAUGUCCGUUAUCGCACAGUUACCCAAAGAAAUGGGCGGCGGAGAAGGGAAAGUCGCGUACAUGGACACCGAAGGAACAUUUCGACCCGAACGUAUUGCGCAGAUUGCUGAACGUUAUGGUCUCGAUGCUGAGUCUACACAGGAGAAUAUUUCUUACGCUCGUGCAUUGAACAGUGAGCAUCAGCUUGAGUUGUUGAAUACGCUUUCGAAGGAGUUUGCUGGGGGUCAAUAUAGACUUCUUGUCAUUGACAGUAUCAUGAACUGCUUCCGUGUUGACUUUUCAGGUCGUGGAGAGCUUGCUGAACGGCAGCAGAAGCUCAAUCAGUUUCUUAUCAGAUUAUCUCAUUUGGCUGAAGAGUUCAAUGUCUGCGUCUUGAUGACAAACCAAGUACAAAGCGAUCCCGGAGCCAGUGCCCUCUUUGCAGGAGCUGAUGGUCGCAAGCCUGUGGGUGGACAUGUUCUUGCUCAUGCCUCAACCACACGAGUCCUUCUUCGCAAAGGUCGCGGUGAUGAGCGAGUUGCCAAGAUUCAGGAUUCACCAGAUUGCCCCGAACGUGAGGCGACAUAUGUCAUCACUAACGGCGGUAUCAAUGAUCCUGAUAAGGUGUGAUGAUUGAUUUGAGGUCCUUGCGGCUUGCCUAUCUAUGAUGAUGUGAUAGAAACGAAUUAGUUAUUCUCGAUUAAUCUUUGAUAGUAAUUUCUGAUGAUGGUUUGUGUAACUCUUGCAAUCGUCAGUCAUUUACAACGGGGCCAAUAUGUGUUAGCCUGCUAUAAUAAGCAAUUGAAUGAUAAUGAGUGGUUCUAUACUCC